GUUGUUGUUCUGCAUGGCGGGAGGGACGAUUCCAGCACGCUGAGUAUGAGUGUUCGGUGCAUCCCCAACACCAAUGUUCCGAGGUCCCGGAUGUGGUUCAUUCUGUUGUUCCAUAGUAACUGGUGCGGGAUGAUCAGUGAGUUGACGAGCUUGUCGGGGUCGUUGCAACCGAUUGAUUUCGUCGAUCACAGGAAGGAGAUUCUGAUGCCCUCUUGAUCUGGUGUGCAUGCAAGGUUGCAAUCAACAGGUACCUGAGAUGCAAAACAAACAAGCAGAAAACCAAAGCAAGUCAAUACUCGGAAUGAUAAGUGUAACGGAACUUAAUCUUGCAAAACUUGAAAUCUUAAAUUUAGCAAAACGAAUCCCAAAUGGCAACGGCGCCAAAUUGAUACUAGGAUUUUUGUGUGUCCUGAAGGAGCUCGAUCGUAAGUUCCUCAGCCAUUUCCUGAAGGAGCUCGAUCGUAAGUUGAUCAACGUUUUUAAAGACAUGAAGAUCGAGAAAAGUCAGUCCGUCAGCCCUGUGCUUAAACAGGCGAUAAAGGACUCGAGGAUCGCUGUGGUUGUGUUAUCUCAAAAAUAAGCAUCUUCUAGUUGGUGCCUAAACGAGUUGUUGGAGAUCAUGAGUUGCAAAUAAGAGUUUGGCCAACUUGUGAUACCGGUUUUCUACGAUUUAGAUCUUUCCCAUGUCUGGAAACAAACCGGAGAUUUUGGAAAGAUCUUUGAAGAGACAUGCCACAACAAAAGAGAGGAUGAUAUAGUAUUAUGGCGGAAAGAGUUGACCGAUGUCGGAUUUCAUUCUCAGAACUGGCCUAACGAAGCAAAAAUGAUAAAAGCAAUUGCCAAUGAUAUCUUGGCUAAACUAAACUUAGCUCCAUCGAAGGAUUUUGAGGACUUUGUCGGAAUGGAAGAUCAUAUUGCAAAUAUGAGUGUAUUAUUGCAUUUGGAAUCUGACGAAGUGAGGAUGGUUGGGAUAUGGGGCACCUCAGGAAGUGACAAAACUUCCAUUGCAAGAGUUUUAUACAACCAACUUUCUCGUCAGUCCCAAGGUAGAAUUUUCAUAGACAGAGCUUUUGUAUCUAAGAGCCUGGAAAUUUAUAAAAGUGCCAACCCGGAAGACUAUAACAUGAAGUUGCAUUUGUUAAGAAAUUUCUUGUCUGAAAUUUUAGACAAAAAAGAUAUAAGGAUAAGUUGUUUAGGGGCAGUGGAAGAGAGGCUAAAACACCAAAAAGUUCUUAUAUUUAUUGAUGAUUUGGACGAUCAAGUGGUGCUAGAUACUUUGGUCGGUCAAACUCAAUGGUUUGGAAGUGGGAGUUGUUGGAUAAACUUCAAAGACUUAAGGCCCAAGAUAUCCUUACAAGGGAGAUAUAAGGACUAGAGGGGCUUAGCACAGUCCUACUAGAAUUAGGAGUUAUCUAGUUCUAAUAAAAAUAAGAAAUAAAAGCACUAUAUAUAUCAAUUGUUGAGUUGUGACAUUGAUAUGAGAAAGUGUGCUUCAUUGUUUAGUUUUUGAGUUAUAUUUCUAAGCAAUAAUAAGAGAGUUAUUCUUAUAAAAGCAAGUCUUUCAUCUUAUAUUUGGUAUUAGAGCUCUAGAUUUAAUCGAUCAAAGUUGUGAUUCGAUUACAGAGCAGGUUUUGGUAAAGGUUAUCGAACCACAACGAUGGGAGAACUCAUAGCUUCGCAACGUCCAAAGGAGUUGGACAAAGUUAUCUCCAUUCAGUGCCCUCUCGUUACUUCUACAAAUUACACAGUGUGGUCCAUGAGGAUGAGGAUCAUGCUACGAAUCCAUAAAGUUUGGGAAACAAUUGAACCAUGGUCGAAUGAUCCUGAAAAGAAUGAUAUCGCUACAGCUUUAUUAUUUCAAUCGAUUCUUGAAGCGCUUACCCUGCAGGUUGGUAACUUGAGUACAUCAAAGGCGAUUUGGAACUCAAUACAGUCUAGGAACCUUGGAGCAGAACGAGUCAAGGAGGCACGUUUACAGACACUUAUGUCAGAGUUUGAGAAGAUCCGCAUGACAGAAGCAGACAAGGUCGACAAUUUUGCAGGAAAAUUGUCCGAAAUAGCAACCAAAGCAGCAUCGCUUGGAGAAACAAUAAAGAGCCUAAGCUUGUGAAGAAAUUCCUAAACUGUCUACCUAGAAACAAGUUUAUUCACAUGGUAGCUUCUCUUGAACAAGUACUCGACCUCAACACCACCAGCUUCGAAGACAUAGUGGGAAGGCUAAAAGUUUUUGAAGAAAGAAUUGCAUGUGAAGUAUCUCAUGAAGAUAAUCAAACCAAACUUAUGUUCUCUAACUCCGAUCAACAUCAAUCAAGCUAUAACACUGGAAAUAAUAGCUGUCGAGGUAGAGGACGUGGUAGAGGGAGAGGCUAUGGAGGAAGAGGUUACCGAGGAAGAGGAAGAGGAAGGAACAACUCGCAGUUUAACAAUCAAUUCAACACACAAGACCGAUCUAACACUGACCAAAACCAAUCUCAAGAUAAAAAGGAGAAGGUCAUCGUUUGUUUCCGCUGUGACAAACCUGGUCACUACGCCUCACACUGCCCUGAGAGAGCUCAGAAAUUUCAAGAAGCAAACAAAGUAGAAACAUUGGAAACAAAGGAAGCUGAUAAAACUCUGUUCAUGCACGAAAUUGUCUUUUUGAAUGAAGACAGGGUCAUACCAACAAACUAUACCAAGGAGGAUGGAAUGUGGUAUUUAGACAAUGGAGCUAGUAAUCACAUGACAGGUCAUAAGGAUUACUUCUCUGAGCUUAAUGAAAACAUUGGAGGCAAAGUGAAGUUUGGAGAUGGGUCUUGUGUGGAAAUAAAAGGAAAAGGUUCAAUAAUUUUUCAGAGUAAGGGUGAGGAACAGGUUUUGGUUACUGAUAUCUACUAUAUUCCUGACCUCAAGAGAAAUAUCUUAAGCCAGGGAUAGGCUACAGAGGUCGGCUGCGACGUUCAUAUGAGGCAAAACUGGUUAACAGUUCAUGAUCCGAGUGACAGGCUGUUGGUGAGGGUUAUGAGAUCGACAAACAGGCCGUAUAAAAUUAGUCUCAAAGUUGGAAGACAAGUUUGUGUACACACACGUAUCGAGGAUGAUACCUGGAAGUUGCAUGCUAGGCUGGCCACAUAAACUUCAGAACAAUUAGAGCUAUGUUUCAACAGAAAUGGUUCAUGGUAUGUCAGAGGUUAAAGAUGAGAAGAAGCUGUGUGAAUCGUGUCUCGUUGGGAAGCAAAAAAGACAGUCAUUCCCAAAAGCUACAAUGUAUCGAGCCUCCAAGCCAUUAAAGCUUCUUCACGCUGAUCUAUGCGGUCCUAUAACACCUUCAACACUAGCACAUAACAGAUAUAUAUUUGUUAUUGAGAUGUUCUGUAGAGAUGCUUUUAGGCAAAACUUUCCACCCGACGGUUUGAUGAAGCUUGCUUCUGAAGUUGCAUUAUGUGCCGGUAAUCUUCCUUUAGGUCUUAAGGUUUUGGGCUCGUAUUUAAGGGGUAGAGACAAAGAGGAUUUAAUGGAUAUGUUGCCGAGGCUUCGAAAUGGUUUGGAUGGAAAAGUUGAGAAGACACUAAGAGUCAGCUAUGAUGGAUUAAAUGAUAAAAAAGAUAAAGCAAUAUUUCGUCAUGUUGCAUGUCUUUUCAAUGGUGAAAAAGUCAAUAACAUCAAGUUGUUACUAGCACACAGCGGCGUGGAUGUUAAUAUCGGGUUGAAAAACCUCGUUGAGAUGCACUAUUUGCUACAAGAAAUGGGUAAGGAGAUCGUGCGCGCACAGUCUAAUGAACCUGGAGAAAGGGAAUUCCUUAUGGACUCAAAGGAUAUAUGUGAUUUACUAGAAGAUAACACUGGUACCAAAAAGAUAAUAGGUAUAUCAUUGGAUAUGGAUGAGAUUGAUGAACUGCGUAUACAUGAGAGUGCUUUCAAAGAGAUGCAUAAUCUUCUUUUUCUAGAAAUUUACACUAAGGAGUGGUACCAACAAAGGUUAACAACAAGAAAAUGGGACCAAAAGAAAGGGGUGAGAUGGCACUUACCAGAAGGCUUUGACUAUUUACCCCAUAAACUUAGAUUAUUGAGGUUGGACGAUUAUCCAAGGAGGUGUAUGCCUUCUAAUUUUUGUCCUCAAAAUCUCGUUAAGCUCCAAAUGCAAGGGAGCAAACUCGAGAGGCUAUGGGAAGGAGUUUAUACACUUGGAGGGCUGAAGAAAAUAGAUUUGAAAAGAUCUAUACAUUUGAAAGAAAUUUCAGAUCUUUCAAUGGCCACAAUCUUGAGACACUUGAUCUUAGUGAUUGCUCAAGUUUGGUGGAACUUCCUUCUUCUAUUCAAUAUCUUAAUAAGCUGGAGCAGACGAGCAGUUAAACCUGUCAGGAUGAAGUAAUCUGGGGACUCUUCCCAAUGGAAUCAAUCUCCAAUCUCUUUAUAGGCUUGACCUCCAAGGAUGCUCACGGUUGAAUAUUUUUCCUGAUAUCUCAACCAACAUCUCAGUGCUCCUUAUCAAGAAUACAUGUAUUGAAGAAAUUACCUCUCAUUUGUGUCUAAUGAAUCUUACUAUUCUUAAAAUCAUGAGUGAGAACUUUUGGAAAACAGUGCAGGUGUGAAUUUAAUCUUA
This is a messenger RNA of Camelina sativa (false flax), 4579 nucleotides long. NCBI's taxonomy places the organism in Eukaryota, Viridiplantae, Streptophyta, Magnoliopsida, Brassicales, Brassicaceae. The record is from RefSeq and is a predicted model, not a curated record.